Molecule: messenger RNA, 1113 nt
Organism: Gastrolobium bilobum
Lineage: Eukaryota; Viridiplantae; Streptophyta; Magnoliopsida; Fabales; Fabaceae
Exons: 1
Coding region: 149-865 (238 amino acids)
Source: RefSeq, a predicted model, not a curated record
CGUUUAUCUCAACUCAUACCACUCUGUUUUUCUGGAAUUUGCUACUCUUUUUGUUACUUUCACUUUCUCACUCUCACACAACACAACACAAAGCACGAACACGUGUGGAGGGUGUUGUAUCGCGAGGCGUGCAACUGGUGCAUACCGUAUGUCCAAGGUGGACACGAUAAUGUUGAGGUUUCGCCCCAUAGCUCCCAAACCCGUCGCCGGCGCCGCCACUUCCGACGGUUCUUUGUUGGAAAGCGGCGACGCCUUCUCCAGAUCUGCCAAAAGGAAGCACGCAAGAGUUAACGGCGGAAACAAACGGUGCAAUCGGAGGUUCCGGCGGAGGACGACCGCGCCUCCACCGGUGGUGACUCUACCGUUGCUUCCAGAGACUCCGGAUCCGAAGGAUCCACCUGAAGCAAAGAGCAGGAACAACGUGCCGGUGUUGCUGAGUUUCGAGAAUCCUCGUUGGUUCGGCGGCGCGAGGGAUCCACCGGCGGUGGCGUUGGGAGGAUCGGUGGUGACGGUUGAGUGCGUGACGGACACGUGGCAGGAUGACGGUGAGUUGUUAGGGAAUAGGGACGAGGAGCGAAAGGUGAAGCUGGGAGAGGACACGUGUCCGGGGUUCAUAUCUGACGGUUACGGGAGGGUGACGUGGACGAAUAGGGCGUACAGGGAAAUGGUUGGAGAGGAAGGAGUAUGGCUUGCGAUGAAGGUGACGGUACCGUAUCCGUACCGAGGGUUCACGUGCAGGGUAAGGGUGCAGUACGCGUGUGGGAAAGAGAGAACGGUGUUAUCUGAUGUAUGGAGAAUGGAAAGUGGUGAUUUUGCAUGGAGAUUAGACGUUAAUGCUGCUCUUAACUUAAGCCUAACCUUAUAAACUAGUUUGCUAGCUAGGUAAGGGUUCACUCGGCGAAACUAAAACGAUAGCGUUUAGCUGAGAACCGUGAAUAUAUGUACGAGGCCUAGCUAUAUAUAUAGUAAGCUUGCUUGGCUGUACAGUGUAAAUUAACGCAAGUGCGUUUGGUGAUCAUGGGAACAUUAGUUUGGACCAGGUGAACUUCUCUUCGUGAAUCGUGUAAUGUUUCUGAAAUCGCACUACUAAUUAAAGCUUUUCUGUUGAUAUCU